GCGCAUGCGUAGUUGUUAGUGUUGGCGGGUGUUUUUUUUUCUCCUCUCCCCCUUUCCUUUUAAACUCCCCUCAGCGCGCCUCACUCUCCCCGCAGCUGGGGGUCUCUCUCGGGGGUCUUGGGCCGUUCGGUGGCGGGGAGCAUGUCCGGCCGGGCCGAGGCUCAGGAGCCGGCGGCGGGGGACGCGGUGGUCGCCGUCGCCGCCUCACAGCCAGAGCGGGGCCUGGCAGGGGCCUUCCCCUUGGUGCUGAAGAAGCUGAUGGAGAACCCGCCGCGGGAGGCGCGCCUCGAUAAAGAGAAAAAGGAAAAGCUUGAGGAAGAUGAAGCAGCAGCAGCUAGUACAAUGGCAGUUUCUGCCUCCCUUAUGCCUCCCAUCUGGGACAAAACUAUUCCCUAUGAUGGAGAGUCUUUCCAUCUGGAGUACAUGGAUUUGGAUGAAUUCCUGUUAGAAAAUGGAAUCCCUUCCAGUCCUAAUCACCUGGAUCUGAAUCAGAAUCCACUCCUGCCUGUUGCUGAGCUAGAGGGAAAAGAACCUGCCAGUGCUCCUGCUGCCACCACACCCUCAUCUUCUUCCACAGUGGUUUUCCAACCAUCAGAAACUACCACAAGUUCAGAGUCCUCACCAGAAAAUGAGAGACUGACUCCCAGUCCUGUUGAUCCAGACGGUGUUGAGAUUGAUGUAAAUUUCAACCCCGAUCCUGCUGAUUUAGUGCUGUCCAGUGUGCCUGGAGGUGAGCUCUUCAACCCUAGAAAACACAAGUUUGCUGAUGAGGACCUGAAACCACAGCCCAUGAUUAAAAAAGCCAAGAAAGUGUUUGUUCCAGAUGAUCAAAAGGAUGAAAAAUAUUGGACAAGGCGGAAGAAGAACAAUGUGGCAGCCAAGCGAUCUCGUGAUGCUCGACGUCUGAAAGAGAAUCAGAUCACAGUCCGAGCUGCCUUUCUGGAGAAGGAGAAUACAGCAUUGAGGACCGAGGUUGCAGAGUUGCGGAAGGAAAUGGGAAAAUGCAAGAACAUUGUCUCUAAAUAUGAAAGCAGAUAUGGGCCCUUUGACUUAUCCGAUUCCGAGUGAUGCAGCUUUAAAGACACUUAAAAUCUCAAAGAAAAUUAAACUACACAUGAAACAACCUGCCAUCAGAGUGAACAGAGAAAGAUGUGAGGUAUUCUACACAAACAACUGAUGACCCUGCUUCCCUGCAAGUAUCUCAGCUGAACUAGGGCUGAGCAUGAUGAAAAAUCUAAGGUCUCUCUUACAACUUCUUUUGUAUUGCCAUUUUCCCUUGUAACCAGAGUUUGCUGUACAGCUCUUCAUCUACACAUGGUGCUCAAGUCAAUAAUUUCAGUUUGAAGAAGUAAUGAUUUUGUAAGUUAACAUGUAGAUGGGGAAAUGAAAAGUCAUAACUGAAAAAAUAAUUUGUUUUGUUUUUCUUUUCCUCAUCUACUCUGCGCUUUAGAAUCAAUGUUAAUCUUGCAACUAAAUCCUACUAAAUAAUUGUAUCUUGUAUAGAACAUGAUUGAAGAAAGCAUAUGUAUAAAACAAACAAAAAGAGAGGUGUUUUAAUGUAAUUUGUGCCCUGUAUAUUGACUUAGUUGAAAAUAACCAGCACCCAGUAUGUCCCAUAUCUUAUUACAUGCUAGCAAGUAAGAUGCACCUUAUUUUCUCAGCAGAUAAAAGCUGACACUAGGUUUCCAAAAUUAGCGCUUUCAUUUCAGUUUGUUGACCUCUGGCAAUACUGUUGCAAAACUACCAUAUUGUAAUUGCUUACUGAUGCAUUUCACAAUCAUUUAUAGUGAUUAAACAUUACAAGAUGCUUCUCUUUCAUUAUUUUCAUAAACAGAAUUUAACUGUAGCUGUUUAAUGAGCAAGGAUUUAUUUAAAAAGCACAGAGUUCUCACUAUCUGAUUUUCAUUUCUUAGCAUAAAGUACUUUGGAGUUUGCAAGCAAAAGCAGAAUUGUCUUUUGAUUAUUUUCAGCUGUGUAUGUAUUUAAUACUGACUUUACUUUUCCUCCUAAUCCUACACUAUUAGAGACAAAAUUAGCAACAUCUGCCCGAGAUCCUGCAGUCAGCUACAGCUAUGAUGGUGCAGUUAUACCUUCCCAUGCUACCACUUUCCAAAAAUCUACCUUUUCUGUUGUACCAUGUCCCACUGCCAGGAGAGGGCUGGAAUUGUCAUCACUACCCCUUUCUCCAGCACUUUGAAAAUGACUCAUUGGGGUGGGAGGCCUGUAUGGUUUAAAAGAUAGAUUUUGGGACACUUUCGGUACUUGUAGCACAACUGUAAAAUUGAAUUAGUUCAAUUAUGAUAUCAUAAAUUGGGCUUACUCUGUUGUAAUUAUUGAAUAGAAUACCAGCCAUUUACAUUGUUUUUCCCUGUCCACUUUUCUGUGAGGAAUUUUUAAAUGUUUGACUUAAGAUGGGAAUUGAGCUCACAACCUAAUACAUAAGACAGAACUCAAUGGAAUAUUUCUUGGAUCAAUAUCAACGAAGAAGCAUGUUAUUGAUAGGCUGUGUAGAUAGCAAAGUAGGAUGCUAAAAAAGAGGAUUUUCUGCUUGGCAGACGUUGCAUUUUAAAUGUGACUUUAAGGGUAUAUUGGUAGAAUAAUUAUGUGGAUCUGUUUGCUAAUCAUAAACACUAUUCGUCAUAUUUGAGGAGCCUUUGGAGGUGAAAUGUUCCACUAUUCUGAAAGGUAGAAGAUUGUCAAGUAGACACAGUAUUUUUUAAUAAAUUACUUCUGAAAUUAGAUUAAAUUAUUAUUGAUUUGUCUAGGAGGCAUAUAACUGAAUAAGUAGCUUUCCAUGAGUUGACUGGAACAGUAUCGCUUCAAGUAGCUUAAAGUGAUGUUAUAGGAACUAAAACUAAGAAGCAAGUCUCAAAAAUAUUUUGCUAAUAGUGUUGAAUUUAGAAAAUAAUGAAAUAACUUGCGGUUUUCAGAAUAACUUAGCAAUCCUACUUCGAAGUAGAUUUUAUUUCUUCCUGACUACUAUACCAAUACACAUUGUUUUUAAACAUCUUGACUGUGGACUGUUAAAAGCUCUAAAAGCAUCAGCAUAAAUAUGAAUCAGUGUAUCAGAAUCAUAGCCGUAAUUUAAAAAUGGAGCCUUUCUUAACAAUUUAGAAUAUAGAUCCAGAUUUCCAGGCUUUAUGUUUACUACACUACAAAUAUAACUUAAAAUGACUCUGUGCAUGUCUUUUGUUCAUCAGUUAGUUCUUUGUAGAUUUUGCAGCUAAAUAGUAUAAUUAACUGAAGUCUGUAUUUAAUUCUGAUACUGUCAUAGCAGAAAUACUGAAAUAUUUUGGUUCUAUUACAUUCCUUUUCUUUUACUCAAAAGGUGCCAUAGUAGUGAUGAUAUUACUCUUGUACAUAUCAGACAGCAAUAUUGCACUGUGUUUAAUACAGUAUUGUAAGACAAUUAACAUUGCAGUUAAAUUACCACUUGGGAUACUUACAUUCAUAUUAUACGUUGCUGCAAAAUGGUACAAAGUUUCUAUGCAAGUUCACCUCAACCUAUGUGUAGAACAAUGUACAAGAGUUCUAACCUUUGAUUUUUCUCAGCCCAAAACAAGUUAGACAUGGAGAAAAUCAUGUUUCUUAAUAACCUUCUAAGGCUGCAGUCUUGUAUACACAUAGCUGGCUAAUAGUUAUGUUAAACUCAAUUGGGCUCAUUUUAGACUAGGCAGGUAUAGGAUUACACUGUUCAUAAUUUUUCUUAAAUGUCAUAAGAGGUUGAUUUAAAUUGUGAUCAUAAUUAGAUCUGCUUUCUUUUUCAUUUAUAGCUGUGUCUCUAGUGACCGACAUGAUAUCAGUGUCAGAGAAAGAAACCCUGCAGUAAUGUUUAAAGUUAUUUCUCCAAAGUAGUACAGAAUGCAUGUAGUAGGUGUGCAACAUCUACAUCCUGCUUAUUUCAAUAUAUGAUCUUCCAGAGAUAGUUAGUAUGAUCUCUCAUUAUUGUAGAGCUUGCUAGAAACAGCUUUUAGGCAAAAACAUGUCUAGAUGCUCAGUUGCUAACCACAUGCUGCUGAAAAGCCAUGGGACAACCACUUCCAGAUAUAUUCUAAAUGUAAGAAAAAUAUACGCAUAAGCAAAAUCUGUAUAAUAGUGAACUUGUUAUGGUAGUUUUAUGUUACACUGUCAGCUCUUUAUAAACUAGAGAAUGACAUAUCCGUGCUAAGUGAAUUACAUCCAUAGAUUAAACUCUGUGGUGUUUAAAAUAUUUUAGAAGCUAAUCCUGUUCAUAAAAAAUGCUGUGUGUAGGCUUAGUGUAAGCAUUUCACCUCUGUUUAGUUGGUUUUGCAUAUUUAUGUGAGGCUUUACUUGGAGCUAGAGCAAUGGGUUAAAUUUAUGGGACAAUUACUAGUGGUUCUUGUGAUCUUUGUGCAGGUUUCAUGUGAAAUUUUGAUAGACUUUUUUCUCAUUACUCUUGUAACAUUUGUUUAAUAAAUAAUGGGGACAUACUUAGUGCUGUGGAUAAUGAAGCAUUUAUACACUUUGAUAAUACCUGUGAUAUUAAUAUUGGUUGCUGUUUUGUAGCAGUUUUGACAUUAUAGUGACUUAGUGGAUUUUUUUUCUAUAAAUAGAUUUGGUUGGCCUUUUUCCAUAUCCCCUCCAUGCUGCAUUGUGCCGUUCUGUCUGGAAUAACCAAAUAAUGUAUCUGCAUAAUAUAUUGAGAUACUUCCUAGUGGGCAGUUCUGUUCUGUGUCAAGGUAAUUAUAAGCAGUGGUGAGAGCUUAGAAAUAUACUGAAAAAUAUACUGAAAAGGUAUAUUAUAUUAACAUCAAAAUAUGUGUAAAGUUUGAAUGAUGAAAAUGCAUCCUGUAAUUGCAAUUUUUUUUAUAUAUAUAUAUAUAUAUAUAUAUAUAUAUAUAUAUAUAUAUAUAUAUUGAUAUUUCAUCAAUUCUAAGACACCAUUGACUUUUUUAUAUACUAAGGUGCACUGUUUUUUAAAAUGCUUGUAGGGAGGAUGUUUCUUAGAAUCCAUGAAAUACAGUAUUCUUUUAUGUUCAACUGCCCAUAAUCUUCCCCCUGAAGGAUUGGUUUGGCACUUUAAAAAAUAUCUACCUUUUUGCACCUUGCCUCCUGAGGCACAAUGACAAGGAGAUAGAAAGCUGAACUGACAUUUAGUUCACUAAUACAUGUCUCAUUUGAUCUGAGAAAAAGAAAACAAUUCAGGUGCACCAUGUAGGCAUCCUCUUUCUACAUUUCAGCUCUCUUUCCUACAUUUGCUACAUGAACUUGAGUAAAUAUGAUUAUUUUCCUGGCAUUAUAGAUGUGCAAGGUAUUUUCUCAUUUAGUUUCACAGUAUAUGUUUCUAGAGCAAAUUACAGAUAUUUGUUUUGUUGUAGCUGAAUGAGGUCAUGCAAGGAAGAGCAAAAUAUAAAAGGAGUGAUUCUUGUUGUGGACAUUUUGUAUUCUGUUAAUUGGAGCUCAUUUAUAAUAAGAAUUCUUUUCAAGGUGAAAGCUUGUCAUAUUACCAAAGCUGGUCAACUCUUUAUGACAGCAAAAAGUAUUGGAAAGCUGGGAAGGAAAGUGAGCUAUAUUAUUCCAGACAUUUGAUAUGAAAUCCCUACUUAGUCCAUUAGUGACAACUUCUGGCUCAGAAGUGUAGGAAUGAUUUCCUGUGAAAUUUAACAGAAUUUGUCAGCACAUCAGCUUCUCAGAGUGAAACGAGAAAUAGGAUGGCUCUUGUCCUUCUUUCUCCCAUCCCUCUCUUUUUUCCCUUAGAUAAAAUAACAAUUAAUGUGUAUUGAUUCGUAUAGUGCUUAGUAGGGUCCAGGACAGCAGAACUGUUUCGUUUGUACAUUUGUGUCUAAUAUAUGGUGAUUAAUAUUAUUCAAAUACUGUAUUUUGUAUUACAGAAUAUGUAAAUACACUUUAAUCUCAGUCCUCAUGGAGUAAUAAGUGCUUCCGCUGUAAUCACUGCUAACUUGUUCAAAAUAUUUUAAUAUGGCAUGGCUUGAGAUUUAUUUUUUCCUCAGAAAAUCACAGAAAUCAAAAUUUAAAUUGAUGUUGAGUUUUGACUUGUGGUGCUUUUAUUUACUAAAUAUUUAAUACAUUACAAAAGCAGAGAAUGUGGGUAUUGGGAUAGGAGGUAUUUCUGCAAUCACUGAAUUUAUUCAAAGUAGUACUCAGGCCAUCUUAUUUGGGGUCAAGUCAGUCUGCCAUUUAGCAGUAUUCCUGCAUGAUGUUCUGUUGACAAAAGCACAUGGCAACUUUAGAAAUGCACACAGUUCUGCAUUUUGUCUUAAUUCAGCGCUUUUGGCAUCCUCCAUCGAGCUGUAAUGAAUUUCCAUUUGUUAAGUUAGGAUAGCUCGUAUAAUCUGGGGUAUUGCUAUAUUCCUUUAUUCAACCAAAUGUUUCAGUAAAUUUAAUUUCUGCUUGACUUGAGUCUUGACAGCAACAUUUCAUUAAAUGCUUUAUCGGGCAGUUGGAUCUUUUGAUAAAAGGGACAGAAACAUGACAAAUUGAUUAGGGUCACUGUGGAAAUCAUUAUUUCUUUAAAAGACUUUGGAGGGCAGCACUUUCCCCACUAAUAACACCCCAUAAUGAUGUUUUGUCCCAAACACUUUCAUUUCCACUAAGUUUUGGGGACUUCUCCUAUCAAAUGUAAUAGUUUUCUGCUGAUACAAAUUCUUUAUCAUUGGCAUGAAAGUAAAAUAACAAUAAAACAACUCACUGCAUUAUCAUGUUAGAGAGGGAAGUUCCUUUAAAAAUCUUUUUCCAAAUAAUUGCAUACCUGCCGCAUGUAACUACAUGAAACACAUGCAGUGAACCUAUUCCGCCAGACUUUCCAGAUAUUAAAGAGUUGUUUAAAAUAGUGUUCUUUGCCCUUUCUCUUUAAAACAAUAAAUUAAUUAAUAUGUUAAUUCGUAAAGAGGAAAUUGAACUAAAUCAUAAAAAUAUCAUUUUAUAUCAAAAGUAAACAUUUGUGUUCCUGUAUAUCUUUAAUAUCUGAAGCAUUUUUCUGGUGUUUCUUGUAUGUUUUUCCCCCAAUAUAUGUGUUUUGUAGAUAAUCUGUAAAAUUCUUUUGAGUCCAUAAUUAAAGGCUCUGUAGCAAACUUGUUGCCAUUUACAAAAAAAUCUGUGAUAAAGGUGAAAUUGUCCCUCACUGCUUUCUCCAAAUAUUCUGUCCCAUGUGUACGUUCCUGCAGAUACUUUGUGUAUAAUUAAUGAAAGCACUUAAAUGAUCCUCCUUGUGAGGAAAAAAAAAUUCUAUGCUCAAGAUCUACCUGGUAUUCACUUCUAUUUCUGUUACACUAUAAAAAGUAUAAUAAUGAAUAUGAAUGCUCUGAUUGUGGAAACUGAUUUUUCAGGAUAUAGUUAACCCUCUCUGCUAAGUGUCUUUUGUAAUGCUUUGGGUUUUAAUAAUGUAAACUUUUCACUGUAUUGAAUUCUGUUAGCAGUUUUUCUUUUUGAAAAAAAAAAUAAAGUGUAUAUUCUAUUAAA
Molecule: messenger RNA, 7440 nt
Organism: Anolis sagrei ordinatus
Lineage: Eukaryota; Metazoa; Chordata; Lepidosauria; Squamata; Anolidae
Gene: TEF
Product: TEF transcription factor, PAR bZIP family member
Biological process (GO): regulation of transcription by RNA polymerase II
Cellular component (GO): nucleus
Molecular function (GO): DNA-binding transcription factor activity, RNA polymerase II-specific; RNA polymerase II cis-regulatory region sequence-specific DNA binding
Source: RefSeq, a predicted model, not a curated record